This is a messenger RNA of Drosophila subpulchrella, 4791 nucleotides long. It is a transcript of the gene dia, whose product is annotated as protein diaphanous. Gene Ontology annotation, molecular function: actin binding; small GTPase binding; microtubule binding. The record is from RefSeq and is a predicted model, not a curated record. Bases 514 to 3786 code for a protein of 1090 amino acids. Gene Ontology annotation, cellular component: actin filament; cytoplasm. NCBI's taxonomy places the organism in Eukaryota, Metazoa, Arthropoda, Insecta, Diptera, Drosophilidae. The transcript has 5 exons. Gene Ontology annotation, biological process: actin cytoskeleton organization; actin filament polymerization.
UCAACUCAACGCGCUGUGCAAAUCGAAUCGCUUGUGCCAAGAUUUUAUAUUUUCUGCGAUUAACGACCGCAAAAAGCCAGCGAUCUAUAUGCCAAGUGGCCAAUAACGAAGCAGCCAAGUGUUUGCGUUGCAAAAAAGCCGGAUAGCAGAGUGUAUUUCUGUUGUGAUUAGCGUUAGAAGAGCAACAAGUGGCCAAAACUCGAGACCAACAACAACUAAAUGAGUACGAUAUAAUACACUGAGAGAAAUAAUAAUCUCAAAGUGUUGGAAGCGGUGCGCGCAGCUUGUUUUUUUGUGCCAAGCGUCGCGCAAUAAAACAAACAAAAAGCCAGAGACCCAAAACAACAACCACAACAAAAGCCGUUUGAUCGCGAGUUUGUGUGUGUGUGUGUGUUUGCUUGAUUGUGGCUGUGUGUGUGUGAGAGUGGCAAGCCAUUAUUUUUCUGGUCUUAUGACGUAAACCACCGAAAAAAAAUCAAAAGUGAGCAGGCGACACAGAUAUCAAAACGAAGAAUGUCUCGUCACGAGAAAACUAAAUCUACGACCGGCGGAAUCUUGGACAGCCUGUUCGGGAGGCCCUCAAAAUCCAAAGGAGGAAACAUCAGCAGUGGAACCUUAACCCAUGGAGGUCGACCCGUAUCACAGGAUAAUUAUGUAGUGCCGGGCGUGGAGGACUUUGAGCAGUAUAUUCAGCAACUGACCGUUGCGGAGCUGGAUGCCAAGUUCCUGGAGAUCAUAGAGGAUAUGAAUAUACCCAAGGAUAAGAGGGAGCCCCUGUUGGCCAAAUCGAAGGAGGAGCGCCAGAAGAUGCUACUAUGGCACUUGAAAGGUAAAAACUCACUGGAGCGCAGCGCCAAUUCCCGGUUCGAGAAGCCCAUAGACUACGUGGAGUAUCUGCAGAAUGGGGAGCACAGCACCCACAAGGUGUACCAGUGCGUGGAAUCUCUGCGCGUGGCGCUCACCAGCAAUCCGAUCUCGUGGAUCAAGGAAUUCGGUGUGGCCGGCAUCGGGACGAUCGAGAAGCUGUUGGCCAGGUCAAAGAAGGAUGCUAGCUAUGAUAAGAUUGAGUUCGAGGCCAUUCGCUGCCUGAAGGCGAUCAUGAACAAUACGUGGGGACUAAACGUGGUGCUCAAUCCGGAUCAGCACAGUGUGGUGUUGCUCCUGGCGCAGUCACUGGAUCCCCGGAAGCCGCAGACCAUGUGCGAGGCCCUCAAACUGCUGGCCUCCUUUUGCAUUGUCUACGAACGUAAUGGCUACGAGAAGGUCCUUAGAGCCAUUACCACAAUAGCGGCGACAUCCUUUAAGGCCAGCGAACGAUUUCGACCCAUAGUGGAUGCAUUGUUUGCAACGGAUCAACAGGAUCCCAAACGGGAGUUGGCCUGUCACAGCUUGAUCUUUAUUAACACCCUCACAAAUACUCCCACGGAUUUGAACUUCCGUCUGCAUCUACGAUGUGAGAUUAUGCGCAUGGGUCUGUACGAUCGCCUGGACGAAUUCACUAAAAUCGUGGAGGCUAGCAAUAACGAUGCACUGCAGCAGCACUUUAAGAUCUUCAACGAGAUUCGCGAGGAUGAUUUCGAGGAGUUUGUGCAGCGCUUCGAUAACGUCACCUUUAAUAUGGAUGAUGCAACGGAUUGCUUCGAUGUGCUGAAAAACCUGGUGACUGACACCACUUCCGAACCCUACUUCCUGUCCAUCCUGCAGCAUUUGUUGUAUAUCAGAGAUGACUUUUACUUCCGACCCGCCUACUAUCAACUAAUUGAGGAGUGCAUCUCGCAGAUUGUCUUCCACAAGGGCUACUGCGAUCCGAACUUUGAGAAUAGAAACUUUAAUAUAGACACCUCUCUGCUGCUGGACGAUAUUGUGGAGAAGGCCAAGGCCAAGGAGUCAAAGCGAUCGGAGGAGUAUGAGAAGAAGAUCGAGCAGUUGGAAAGCGCUAAGCAGGAAGCGGAGGCAAAGGCGGCUCAUCUCGAGGAAAAAGUCAAACUGAUGGAGGCUAAUGGUGUGGCGGCACCGUCGCCCAAUAAGCUACCCAAAGUGAACAUACCCAUGGCACCGCCACCGCCCGGAGGAGGAGGACCACCUCCACCACCGCCGCCGCCCAUGCCGGGCACAGCUGGUGGUGGACCACCGCCGCCACCUCCACCUCCCAUGCCCGGAAGGGCGGGAGGACCGCCUCCACCGCCACCACCGCCCGGAAUGGGAGGUCCACCACCUCCACCCAUGCCAGGCAUGAUUCGACCUGGAGGACCGCCCCCACCGCCCAUGAUGAUGGGACCCAUGGUUCCGGUUCUUCCUCAUGGUCUGAAACCGAAGAAGAAGUGGGAUGUCAAGAAUCCAAUGAAGCGGGCCAACUGGAAGGCUAUUGUCCCAGCCAAAAUGUCCGAUAAGGCUUUCUGGGUCAAGUGCCAGGAGGAUAAGCUGGCUCAGGAGGAUUUCCUUGCCGAGCUGGCCGUGAAAUUCUCCUCCAAGCCUGUGAAGAAAGAACAAAAGGAUGCGGUGGACAAGCCGACGACGCUGACCAAGAAAAAUGUCGAUCUCCGUGUGCUGGACUCGAAGACGGCACAGAACUUGGCUAUUAUGUUGGGAGGAUCGCUGAAGCAUCUGUCAUACGAACAGAUCAAGAUUUGUUUGCUGCGCUGCGACACCGCCAUCCUGUCCUCCAACAUCCUUCAGCAACUUAUCCAGUACCUCCCGCCGCCAGAGCAACUUAAACGUCUGCAGGAGAUCAAGGCCAAGGGAGAACCGUUGCCACCAAUCGAACAAUUUGCUGCGACGAUAGGGGAAAUAAAACGUCUUUCGCCACGUCUUCAUAAUCUGAACUUCAAGUUAACUUAUGCGGAUAUGGUACAGGAUAUCAAACCCGAUAUUGUGGCAGGAACGGCAGCUUGCGAAGAAGUCCGAAACAGCAAAAAGUUCUCCAAGAUCCUGGAACUCAUUCUCCUCCUCGGCAACUACAUGAAUUCGGGCUCUAAGAACGAAGCCGCAUUUGGCUUUGAGAUCAGUUAUCUCACCAAGUUGUCCAAUACGAAAGAUGCGGAUAAUAAGCAGACAUUGCUGCACUAUCUGGCUGAUCUGGUGGAGAAGAAGUUCCCAGAUGCAUUGAACUUCUACGACGAUCUAUCGCAUGUGAAUAAGGCGUCGCGGGUCAACAUGGAUGCCAUCCAGAAAGCAAUGCGUCAAAUGAAUUCGGCGGUAAAAAAUCUGGAAACAGAUCUGCAAAACAACAAGGUGCCGCAGUGCGAUGAUGACAAGUUUAGUGAGGUGAUGGGCAAGUUUGCCGAGGAAUGCAGGCAGCAAGUGGAUGUGCUUGGCAAAAUGCAGUUGCAAAUGGAGAAGCUGUACAAGGACCUCAGCGAGUACUAUGCCUUCGAUCCCAGCAAAUACACGAUGGAAGAGUUCUUUGCGGACAUUAAGACCUUUAAGGAUGCCUUCCAGUCAGCGCACAAUGACAAUGUACGGGUGCGGGAGGAGCUGGAGAAGAAACGUCGUCUGCAGGAGGCCCGAGAGCAGUCUGCCCGUGAGCAGCAAGAGCGCCAGCAGCGUAAAAAGGCAGUGGUUGACAUGGAUGCCCCGCAGACGCAGGAGGGCGUGAUGGACAGUCUCUUGGAGGCGCUGCAAACGGGCUCCGCCUUUGGCCAGCGGAACCGACAGGCCCGGCGACAGCGACCAGCGGGAGCGGAACGGAGGGCCCAACUCAGUCGGAGUCGAUCGCGGACGCGUGUCACCAACGGACAACUUAUGACCCGCGAGAUGAUACUCAAUGAGGUUCUAGGCUCAGCGUAGAAAUGAUACCACAAGCAAUUCUUCUCUGUACAUAUAUAAAUAGACAUCUGUAGCGAUAUAAGGGCCUAGGAUCAUUAGCUGUGUACAUCUGUGAAUCCGUGUGUUUAGCCUUGUUUACAUAUCAACUCGAUUAGCGCGUUCAAGAUAUUUAACGAAAGGAUUGUUUCAACAGCCGCAAAGUACUAAAUAACUGGGGACAGCAAUAUGUGGAUUUUUCAGAACUAUGCAUUGAGUGUCGUGUUAAUUUAAAGUUUUUACGUUCUAACAACUUAAGUAAGAGUCAUAAAUUUCUUUUUUGUAAUUUGUUAAAUUAAUUGUAAUCAUUUUGUUCAAUUGAAUUUUACUGAAAAAAACCUAAAACAUAUCUUAAUUUAUUUGCAAUUUGUGUACGCUACAAAAAAUUGUAAUUUAUAUUAAACAGAUUGGCAGGCCGAUAAAAGUUAUCAUCUAAUUCGUAGUACAUCGUCUAAUUUCACUUUGAUUUUAUAUAACUAACAUUUAUAAAAACCAAUAUUUAAAUAUUUUUGACACUUAGUUUAUGUGAAACAUUUACCACGACUCUAGAAAUAAGCAAUGCAUAACAACGAACAAAUUCAAUUUCGCUUCCCUAUACGCAAAAACAUAUAUUUUUUAUACGCUUUACUUCUGAAAAUGAAAAUGAUACCUAUUCUUAUUCUAAAUACUUAUAAAAGGAACUGAGAAACCAAGUCAGAAAUUUAUUUAUCGAUUGAUCUGUAUCUUUGGCUCUUUACACACUAUUCCUAUUUUACUGUGGCAUGUUCCGAUCAUUUUGUUGUGCACUUCGUUUUCGAGGCACUCACUAGGGCGAGAUAUAUAUCAAAAUGAAAUUCCUUUUGUAUUUAAUUUGUUUUUAAGCAAAUCUCUUUUAAAUUUGUUUAUUUUAAUAAUCUAUUGUAAUCCACGCUAUACAUAACAUUGUUAAUUAAUGCCUAUUUUCUUCGACAAUGAUCGUAUAUUGAAAAUAAACUUUUACCAAAACUUUAA